CCACUGCAGUGGUGGAGCCGUAUAACUCCAUCCUGUCCACCCACACCACCCUGGAGCACUCCGACUGCUCCUUCAUGGUGGACAACGAGGCUCUGUACGACAUCUGCCGCCGAGGCCUGGACGUGGACCGCCCCACCUACACCAACCUCAACCGCAUGAUCGGACAGGUCAUCUCGUCCAUUACCGCCUCCUUGCGGUUUGACGGCUCACUGAACGUGGACCUGACGGAGUUCCAGACCAACCUGGUGCCGUACCCCCGCAUCCACUUCCCCCUGGCCACCUACGCCCCUAUCAUCUCGGCAGAGAAGGCUUUCCAUGAGAACCUGUCCGUUGGUGAAAUUACUGCGAGUUGCUUCGAACCGGGAAACCAGAUGGUAAAAUGCGACCCUCGGAGAGGGAAGUACAUGGCGUGCUGUUUGCUGUACCGUGGGGAUGUCGUGCCCAUGGACGUGAACACUGCCAUCUCCAACAUCAAGACCAAACGGACAAUCCAGUUCGUGGACUG
Molecule: messenger RNA, 505 nt
Organism: Branchiostoma floridae (Florida lancelet)
Lineage: Eukaryota; Metazoa; Chordata; Leptocardii; Amphioxiformes; Branchiostomatidae
Product: tubulin alpha-8 chain-like
Exons: 2
Biological process (GO): mitotic cell cycle; microtubule cytoskeleton organization
Cellular component (GO): microtubule; cytoplasm
Molecular function (GO): GTP binding; structural constituent of cytoskeleton
Source: RefSeq, a predicted model, not a curated record